AAUAAGAAAAAUAUGAUUUAGGAUGGUGGGUGAAGCUUCCAAACAGACCAAAGUACAAUCCGAGCAGACAAAACACCCAUUUCCAAGUCCAAACAAGAUUUUGCCCAACGCAUAUCAACAAUUGAAUCCCAUAUGGCGGUGUAAGCCCUAACUACUGGCUUUAAGAGGAGUUGUAUUCGGAUUGGGACGACGCUCCAUGCUCAGAAUUGCUGGACUGCAGUAACGCGGCACCACCGACUUCACCCUGCCAGCGGCGGCGCCCCAAGAGUAGAAUUAAAUGCGAUCAUCGGCGAGGCACGGUGCGCCGGAGAGUGCCCGCGGCAUCAGUGCCCACGUCCUCACCCUACAUCAACGCCUUUACCAUGCCCUCAACCUCGGUUGCAGAAGUACUGAAAGCAGAGGGAAAUGGCAAUGUUCAGAUAUUGAGAUACAAAGAUUGGUGCUUCGUUCGGUUGAUGCAUUUCUUGAUUGUAUCUCUACUGAGACAUUACAAUAUCCACUUGUCAAGGACUCAGUUGUUGAUAUGGUUAGAGCACUGGGAAGUAUACUAGAAUUCAAAAGCCAGUCAAUAUUGAGGUUGGCCUCCAGUGUCGUUGCAAAGCUGGUCAAUAUUUUGCCAAGUCCAAUGCUGCAAUCUCAUGUUUUGGAUCUAAUCUGUCCGUUGGCAGAUUUGUUAUCUUCCCAGCAAGUGCCAGUUGCAAUUUCAUGUGCCACUUCCAUGAAUGUCAUUCUAACAAAGAUAAGUUCUAGACAAGAGAGAGAAGUAUCGCAGAUUUUGGAUGAAACAAAAGUAGUUGGUUAUCUUGUCCAUAAUGUUAAGCAAUUCUGUGUUGACGAUAAACCAAUCGAGUACAUUGAAGAGAUGGCUUCUGUUUUGAGUAAAAUAUUAUGGCGAUGGCCAUCCUUUAGAUUCUGCGUCUGGAGCGAUCCUAAGUUUUUACACAUUUUAGAAUCUAUCAGACUCGUGCCUGGAAAUUCUGUGAAAGUUGCUUUCCUGCAGUUGUAUUCUUCUUUAGCCCUAUGUGGCUAUGGGGCAGAGAAGCUUCUAGAAAAUGGGGAAACGCUUCUGCAGAUGAUGGUAGGCUGCAUGGACAGUUCAAAUACUAAUUCAGUCCGCAUGGAGGCAUUUAAACUUGCUCGAUGUCUAAUGCUCAGCAGAAGGGGAUGUGUAAAAAUGAUGCGCAUAUGCUGUGAACCGCUUCUCAAAGCUGUAAUGAGCACGAUGAACAAUUGGCGAUCACUGUAUGAGAAACUUGACAAAAGUCAAAUGUCUGUCAUGGAGGAGGCAUGCCGUUUGGCUUCAAUCACUCGCUGGGCAGGUGAUCAUCACAGUUAUCUUUGGAAAUCUGGAGUGGACAGACUCUUUCUUGAUCUUCUUGUGGACAAUCAUACCAAGAUUCUAAAACUGCAGCGUGAGUUAUCUGUGAAUGAUCUGAUUACUGUUGUGCAAGAGAGUCAGAGUGCAAAUCUCUCACUUUCUUUUAGACCAUAUUUAUGGGAUAUCCUCGGAGGGCUUGCCGCAAACUGUGCAGAAAAUUCCGACUUUGAAAGGCAUGGGAAUGAACUUCAACUUAGUGUCCUAAUAAUAUGUGCAUGCUCUUCCUUCGUCAAGUCAGUUGGGGCAUUAUGCCAAGUUUCUCGAGAUGGUCCCACAAAUAUGGCUGAGUGUGAAUCAGCAACUAGGGCUGUUCUUAUGAUGGUUUAUUCUCCUUGCAAAUAUAUUUCAUCCUUGGCUAGGUCCAUUCUGUGUGAAAUACUCAAGUCCAAUGGCAGGGAUUAUGUUGAAUACUUACUAAAGAUUCUAAGCCGAAGAUUGGCUGGAAACAAGUUUGGGCUUCCGGGAAACCUUGAGAUUGUGGUGACCUUAAUGAGUUUGGCAUGUUACUGUAGUGUACCAAAAUAUCGAAAACUUAUAAUUAAAUUCCAAGGGAUGAAAACUCUAGUGGCCUUCAUAAUGUGGUGGCUAAACAAUCCUGUCCAUACAAAAAGAGCGAGUAUGGUGCCUCAUUUGCGUGAUUCCUUCACUGAGAGGAGUUGCUGUGUCCCAUGUACAGAAGAGUGGGAAGGGGAAGACAUGCUUUUGCUUUUUGGUUUGUGGAUCCUUGCCGAGUUGCUACAUCAUUCUGCUGGUAUGGGAGUUCAUCUGUCUGACAGCCUAGAAGACUUUUCUGAAGCUAGAUUAAUUCAGGAACUCCAGGAAAUAUGCAGAAACCAUAAGUCUCAUGGUUCAAGGUGGUAUGCUGCAUAUAUACUUAGCUAUUUUGGAAUAUUUGGCUUCCCAAGUAAAUUGGGGAAGAGAAUUGGGAAAUCCCUUGGUGAGAAAGAGCAUUCUGAUCUGAAGCUAGAUCUUGCAAAUGAGGAAUCUGUCUAUGUUCAUGAAGUAAUUCUUACUGUGAGAUGUCCAUCAUUACUGCCUCGCAGAGAAUCAGUUCCUAAAGAGAAAUCAUCUGUUGGGUCUAAUAUAAAACCGUAUAGGGAGAGACGCAGCGUAAAAGCAGUUCGUCUAUCAGCCCACGUGGAUCAGCAGUCAUUGUUGAAGUUGUUGGAAUAUGUUUACUUGGGAUAUUUACAAGCCAGCGAAGACCUUGUUAAAAAGCUGAAAAUUUUUGCGAGGCAUUGUAAAUUGGAGUCUCUGAUGCAAAUGCUUUGUAGAAGAAAUCCAAAAUGGGAUGUUCCCAUACCAACCUUUGAUCUUAGUCCUGCCCUUGGACCAGCUGAAUCUUCUAUUGGAAUCCAGCACGGCGGAAGUGGUGCAUUGGAAGUGCAGUAGUUGCUGUACUCAGGUCCCUCAUCUACAUGUUCACAAAAUUAUAUUGGAGUCAAGUUGCGAUUACUUGCGGGCCUUAUUUCAAUCGGGAAUGCAAGAAAGCCAUAUGCAAACCAUCAAGGUUCCAGUGAGUUGGGAGUCGCUGAAUAAACUCGUUGGUUGGUUCUAUUCUGAGCAAUUGCCUGUACCCACUUUUGACUGUAUAUGGGAUAAUAUGGAUCCAGAACAGAAAUUUCGAGAAGUCCAAUCAUACUUGGAACUUUGUUGGCUUGCUGAAUUUUGGCUCAUUGAGGACUUACAUGAAGAAUGUUAUAAAGUUGUCAUUUCUUGCCUAGAUUCUUCUAGAUACCUGUCUACCAAAACAAUCCAAAUUGCUGCUAAUUUCUCUCUGUGGAAGUUGGCUCAAGUAGCAGCUGAAUAUAUGGCACCUUCAUAUCAUCAUCUACGCUACUCUGGUGAGCUUGAUGCACUAGACAGCAAUCUUGUCGAGAUGGUUCGUGCUGCAUCUGUUCGACUUUCUCAAGAGGGCAGUCGACAGUUUGGUUAAUUGGUUUUUGUCGAGGUUCAGGAAUUAUAUAGAGCUGUAGACGGAGUCCUCCAUGUGUCAGCAAAUGAGCUAUGGCUAAAUUUCAGAACAGCAGAAAAGGGCUACUGUUAUCUAAUUAUUAGAAAUAUCUUAGUUCAGCACACUUCUCAUCAUCAAAAUCAUUUAUGGAUGUAAACAAAAUUGUAAGUAUACGCCACCCUAUGUUAAGCUAGUCCAUUGUAGGGGAAAGAAUUUUUUGUAGCCAUGACAGGAAACCUAUUCAAGUAAUUGGCAGGUUGUACUUGUUUCAAACUGGGUGUCUGCAUUCUCAUUGCGAUGAACUGCUUUAAUUUGUCAUAUCACCACAAUAGUGUUGUCUUUUGGG
Sesamum indicum (sesame) is the source of this 3678-nucleotide messenger RNA. NCBI's taxonomy places the organism in Eukaryota, Viridiplantae, Streptophyta, Magnoliopsida, Lamiales, Pedaliaceae. The record is from RefSeq and is a predicted model, not a curated record.